Fundulus heteroclitus (mummichog) is the source of this 1063-nucleotide messenger RNA. RefSeq names its product protein mono-ADP-ribosyltransferase PARP15-like. Gene Ontology annotation, molecular function: NAD+ poly-ADP-ribosyltransferase activity; transcription corepressor activity. The record is from RefSeq and is a predicted model, not a curated record. Gene Ontology annotation, biological process: negative regulation of gene expression. Lineage: Eukaryota; Metazoa; Chordata; Actinopteri; Cyprinodontiformes; Fundulidae. The transcript is spliced from 3 exons. Gene Ontology annotation, cellular component: cytoplasm; nucleus. Bases 1 to 564 code for a protein of 187 amino acids.
AUGCCAGCUGGCCAAACGUGCCAUGCCGUCCCCAUCCACGCUACGUCAUCAGAGUACGCAGAGGUCCUUAAUCUCUUCAAAGCCACAUGUAAUCGAACUGUUGCAAAGAUUGAAAGGAUCCAGAACCCUGCACUGUGGAAAAGUCUUCAGAUCAAGAAACAGGAGAUGGAGGUGAGAAAUAAACAUCAGAACAAUGAGAAACGUCUCUUCCACGGCACCAGUGAAACCACGGUUCCCAUCAUCAAUGAACGCGGCUUCAACAGAAGCUACGCCGGAAAAAACGCUACCUGUUAUGGUAAAGGCGCCUAUUUUGCUGUUAAUGCCAGUUACUCCUCCAGCGACACCUACUCCAGGCCCAACCAGAAUGGAGAGAAGUUCAUGUACCUGUGCAGGGUGCUGACAGGAGACCACGCCCUGGGACAGCAGAACAUGAUUGCUCCUCCAUCCAAAGGCUCUGGCGUUGACCUGUAUGACAGCGUGGUGGACAACAUGACCACUCCAAGCAUGUUUAUAGUGUUUCAUGACACCCAGGCCUAUCCUGAGUAUCUGAUUACUUUCAAGUAAGGCAACCAGAAAAUGUUAAAUAUAUUUGCAGCAUUGUUAUCUGAUAACCAUUUGUUUCCCUGAAAUACUUAUUUGAACUUGCUUUAAGCUUACUUGGUUAGUAGUUUGUAUUAAGGAAGAUUAAGUGCCUCAAUGUGAUGCCUUAAGGUAUCAUAAAUACACAAGAAUUGGGUCCUGAAAGCAGGAACCAUAGAAAUAUCCAAUUAAAAGGGCUUUAGAAACCUUUGUUGUUGCCUUUGAGCUGUUUAAUAGCUCAAUCUUCUGAGCAUCAGUAUGUGAGACUACUGACAAGGACCUGCUCUGUUCUAGAAAUCAUGUAAUUGUUGAAGUUUAACGCUGUGUUUUAUAGGAAUAACGCUUAUUCCUAAUUCUAGAAAUUGAAAAUGAAACUUGAUGGGUGUUUCCUGAAAGUGAAAUGAACAAUCAGGGGGAUUUUUCAGAACAAGCUGCUAGAAAACUUCUACACUUAAAAAAAAUCAAUAAAACAUUCUUUAAAGAC